Messenger RNA from Sinocyclocheilus grahami, 2202 nucleotides. It is a transcript of the gene adam23b, whose product is annotated as ADAM metallopeptidase domain 23b. The coding region runs from base 127 to 2127 and encodes 666 amino acids. The record is from RefSeq and is a predicted model, not a curated record. The transcript is spliced from 23 exons. Gene Ontology annotation, cellular component: presynaptic membrane. Lineage: Eukaryota; Metazoa; Chordata; Actinopteri; Cypriniformes; Cyprinidae. Gene Ontology annotation, biological process: proteolysis. Gene Ontology annotation, molecular function: metalloendopeptidase activity.
GGAGAUCUGGGGCUGGCCACCGCCUUCACUCGCCGCAGCAUCAGGACCAUCAAGGACAAUGAGUCCCGAGCGAGUCACCGCAUCCAUGCGUUAAUCUCACGCUAUUCCAAAGACCAGCUAUGAAUCAUGUAUGUGAUAGUACUUUCAAAUCUGCUCGCGUGCAUCCUCGCUUCCUGUCUCCAGCCUUCCGUGGCGUCAGCGUCAGCCGUGUUGGAGGCUGAGAUCCCCGGGGAGGCAGUGUCAUUGCUGCUACAGAAGGAUGAUACUGCAGCCGGACAGAAGCACAAUGCCAGUGGGCCGCAGGAGUCAGAGCGCACACUCACAUACCCGUCUCGCCUCAUCUACUACCGGAACGAAGCUUCGGAGAGCACCUACCAUGACCUGAACACUCGCGCUAGGAUUCCUGACCCACAUGGACAGGAGGUCCAUCUCGCUCAGGCUUCGUUUCAACUUCAGGCCUUUGGAUCACAAUUCAUUCUGGACCUCACAUUAAACAAUGACCUGCUGUCCUCAGACUAUGUGGAGAUAUACUAUGAGAAUGGGAAGCCCAUCCUUUGGAAGGGUGGAGAGCACUGUUAUUACCACGGCCAGAUCAGAGGGAAUGACAACUCUCGUGCCGCUCUGUCCACUUGUAAUGGUUUACAUGGCAUGUUUGAUGAUGGAGUCCAUGUGUACACAAUUGAGCCCCUUAAACAGAAUCACUCUAUGGAGGGAACAGCGAGACCACAUGUGUUACGCAGGACGACUAUCCUGCAGCAAACCCCAUCUGCAGGAGAGGAAGGCAUGGAGGAGGAGUUGUCUUGGCUUCGACGGAGGAAAAAGCGAGCUAUGCCGAGGAACGUGUUUGAGGAGAUGAAGUACAUUGAAUUGAUGAUCGUCAUUGACCACAGCAUGUUUAAGAGAGUGAGGACCAAGCAACAAACACGCAACCAUGCCAAAUCCGUGGUCAACCUGGUGGAUGCUAUACUGUAUAUCCUUGAAAUCUAUAUCGUGAACUCCUGGCUGGGCUGUAUCAUGGAGGACACUGGGGUCCAGCACUCGCGGACUUUCUCUAAGUGCAGUAUCACCGAUUUUAAAGAGUUCCUGUUGAAGGGAGGAGGAUCCUGUCUCUUUAACAAACCCAGCAAGCUGUUUGAAGACACCGAGUGUGGAAAUGGAUAUGUGGAAGUGGGAGAGGAGUGUGACUGUGGACCAAGAGAAGAGUGCAUUAAAGAGUGCUGUAAGAAGUGUUCUCUGUCUAAUGGUGCGCACUGCAGCGACGGACCCUGCUGCAAUAACACAUGUCUGUUCUAUCCUCGAGGUUACUCGUGCCGCUAUGCAGUAAAUGACUGUGACAUUUCAGAGAUGUGCUCAGGAGACUCAGGGCUGUGCCCUCCCAAUCUACACAAGCAGGACGGUUACUUCUGCUCCCUCAACCAGGGUCGCUGCUAUGCUGGAGAGUGCAAGACGAGAGACAGUCAGUGUAAAUAUGUCUGGGGACCAAAGGCUGCGAGUUCGGAGAAGUUCUGUUAUGAGAAGCUAAAUACUGAAGGCUCAGAGAAGGGCAACUGCGGUCAAGAUGGAGACAAAUGGAUCCAGUGCAGUAAGCAUGAUGUAUUUUGUGGAUACCUGCUGUGCACUAACACUGGCCGAAUCCCACGGAUUGGAACUAUAAAAGGAGAAGUCACUCCCACAAAUUUCAACCAUCAGGGCAGACUGAUCGACUGCAGCGGUGGUCACGUCUUGCUGGAUGAUCAGACUGAUCUCGGGUAUGUCGAGGAUGGAACUCCAUGCGGUCCAUCUAUGAUGUGUCUGGACAGGAAGUGUCUCCCUCUUCAGUAUCUGAACCUGAGCUCCUGUCCCACCGGACCCAACGAACACGUCUGUUCCAGUCACGGGGUGUGCAAUAAUGAGGCAGCGUGUACAUGUGACACAACGUGGGCGGGGACAGAUUGCAGUAUGCCUGAUCCUCCAAAAGAACCACCCCCUGCUGAAGAUGAGGGACCCAAGGGUCCUAGUGCCACCAAUCUCAUCAUAGGGUCGAUCGCAGGGGCCAUCCUGGUGACAGCUAUAGUCCUGGGUGGGACGGGCUGGGGGUUUAAGAACGUCAAACGGCGAGGAUACGAUCCAAAUGCAUCUGCCAUCUAGUGGACAGAAGGAACGCUCCGACCUCCAGAGCUUCUCUAUUCAGCUGGGCUGCUGUUUUUGCUGCUCUUUUCUGGC